This is a messenger RNA of Annulohypoxylon maeteangense, 3071 nucleotides long. Its product is annotated as heterokaryon incompatibility protein-domain-containing protein. The coding region runs from base 430 to 2853 and encodes 807 amino acids. NCBI's taxonomy places the organism in Eukaryota, Fungi, Ascomycota, Sordariomycetes, Xylariales, Hypoxylaceae. The transcript has a single exon. The record is from RefSeq and is a predicted model, not a curated record.
UCUACUUUUACUUCAUAAUUUUAUUGCCACAGCCUCAUAAUAACAUGUUGGACUUCACUUUGGUAUCCUAAUGGUAUAUCUUCGUUCCUUAUUUAUUUAUGUACCCAAUAAGUAGGUACUAUUAUCCGCCUACACUCACUUGGGGGCCUCCGGAACGCCUCUCUACAGCCACUCUCAGGCAAAAGUUUGUGUAACUAUUGCGUAACUAGAGAAGGUUAUAGAUAUCUAGGUAGGUACCUAGGUAAGUAUGGAGUCUCAAAAGCCACCGGACUUACAAUUUUCAUAUACUACACUAGAAUUUACUAGGUAGUUUGGCGACAAUACGAGAAUCUCAUGUUGAAACUCCGAAAAGAAUCGUCAAGGAGCGCACCUAUGCCUAAGUUAGUCCUUUGAACUUUCGACAACUUAGCCUUGGACGCCGUCUCGAAUAUGGACACCUCUGGUUCUAAUGUCCUUAGUGAUGACCUCUGCGAGCGAUGUCGCAAUAUAUGCUUUCGGUCACUAUUUCAUGGGUCAGGGGAACACGACGACUAUUUUACCAAGGAAACCAAGCUUGGUACUCUACAAGAAAUAUGGUCCGAGACAUCCUGUCUCUUUUGCCAACUCGUGAAAUAUACGCUAGAGAACCAUUUCAAGAAAAAUUCUGUCGAAGUGGUGUUGCUUAAAGAAGCUGCUACCGCCAUUUUUAUGUACUGGGGACCUUUGGACGAAGCCCAUGAUGACCUUAAGAUAUCGACUCGUGAUAUCCCCUACUACAUUGAUUUCGGCGUCUAUAGCCUUGAGAGAUCGACUAAAACUGAUGGUUCAACGAUCUAUAGUAACCCACAAGUGAUUGCACUGAGGGAUAGCGAUCGGAUGGAAUCGAAUCCGUCUAUACACUUUGGAAGAACUGUCAACUCUGGCAAGGUUGAUUGGUCUAUGAUUAACGAUUGGCUAGUAUCGUGUUCAUCUACGCAUAUUGUUAACAGACCAGCCAACUCGAACCAUAACUCUCCACACCAGGAAGAUCAAUCGAAGUUACGUGUCAUCGACGUGUCUAAAGCUUGUAUCGUUACACUUCCUCCUAAGGCACGAUACAUCGCUCUAAGCUACGUAUGGGGUAAAGAUCAAGCACUGAAGUUGAAGAAGAAUAACGAGACAUCAUUAUCUACAGCCGGAUGUUUUGAUAGAAAGGAAUUUCACCCAUCGCGAACAAUCAUAGACGCAAUACAGGUCGUUCGGCACUUGGGGUAUCUCUACCUCUGGGUUGACGCUCUGUGUAUAGUACAGGAUGAUUCUGAAAACAAACAGGCUAAUAUAGAGCGGAUGGGCCAAAUUUAUAACGAAGCUCUUCUAACUAUUGUCGCAGCAGCGGGAACCCAUGCAGAUCAUGGAUUACCUGGCGUAUCUCCCGAAUGUCAACGAUCUCCGAGACAGAAGACGGUUACCAUUCAAGGAAUUACUAUGGCUAAUCGAUUCUAUUCUAAUAUAAACUCUACCUAUUGGAAUAAAAGGGGCUGGACUUACCAGGAACGCAUUUUGUCCCCGAGAAUCUUGGCCUUCACCCCGUCUCAUAUCACUUAUAACUGCGAUGAAGGAUGCGAUCAUGACGAACAAUUCUACGCGGCCUACGACGGUGCACGCUUCACACCAUUCUACAAUGCUUCCAAAUUGGACUUUGAGAGCAAUAACAUCUUCGACGUCUAUGCUUUCGCCGUGAGUGAAUAUACCAAACGAUCUAUCAACGAUCCGAUGGACAAAAUCAAAGCCUUCAAAGGAGCACUAGAAUUACUGCAGAAGCCAUUCAAGGGCCCUUUUUUCUUUGGUCUCCCCGUAUCCAUGUUUGACGUCGGGCUGCUUUGGAUACCAGUAGGCCCAUGCAGUCGUGGGAAUACGAGUUUCCCAAGUUGGUCCUGGGCGGGUUGGGAGGGAGCCGUGGCGUACGACUACAUCGAGGCGGACACUCUUACCAAUCUCUGCGAAUGUACCGUUAGUCAAUGCAGCAUCAAGACUAGCGACACUGACAUUGAUCUAUGUUACUCGUCUAUGCCUAGAACCCACGAUGACACAUUGAUAAAAGACCAGAAUUGGACACGACAUUUUGAUCUCGAGACGUGCGAAAUCUACUAUCGGGCUUCGGAAGAGGAACUUCAGUCAUAUCGAUAUCCACGUCCGCUUUCUGCCAUAGGACGAGAGGCUAGCCAUCAUUUAUCAAAGGACCUCGGCCAGAUCUUGCAAAUUCGAGGGCGGGUUGCUAAAUUUCAUCUUACUAGACAGCAUUCCGGGGCUUCCAGUAUCGCUUCAAGUUGUCGUUCGGGACAUAAUGGCCAGUGCAACUUAGCUAUACUAGAUAGUAAGAAUCGGACCGUAGGGAGGGUUCUCAUCGAUGCACGCACUCUACCCGAACUUCAGAAUCGAGAACAUAGGUUCUUGGCACUCUCUCGGUCAACCCUUUAUAGCAACGAUGAAGACAUUAGCUGGGAGGAGGAUUCAAAGACCUUUCGGUCCUGGGUAGGCGCACCGGCGUCCGACGAAGAUGGACUCCACAAAGUAGAGUAUGAGGAAUAUCACCGCCCAUUUGCGCGACGGAUUGCGGACUCCUCAUCGGAAAUAGGCGAUGGCGAUUCAGUGCUUCCAGAGCCAGCCGCAAAGAUGGAUAGGGCAAGCAUCUUUCGGAAGGAUUAUAAUGGACCACAGGAGAACAGGGGCCCCUUCGAUGCAAGAUACUUUAGUAACAAAGUCUUCUGGCCUCUAUUCAAUGUCCUCUUAUUAUCGGAAGAAAAGAAUGGUGUGGUUGAAAGAUGCGGCAUUGGCCAGAUACAUGUCGAUGCAUUUCGUGCGAAUGAUAAAGAAGAAAAGGUCCUCUUAGGAUGAUAAAAUAGCUGACAUUGGGAUUUUUUGGCGAAUUAUAGAGGGGUUGGUUCCAGGUCAUGUGUACCUAGACACUGGACACAAGCUACCACUGCGGCUCGUACACGGUGCUGGUUGAAAAACAUGAUCUUAUAUCCCGACAGCAGCUAUAGCUGUCGUCGCGGUGGAUAAAUAGGCAUUGACCAAUAACGAGACACGAUCAUACUAACAUAACAUUCGAC